ACGAUUGGAAUAAAACAUUGUUAUAAUAUCAAGACUAUCAGAUUUAUUAAAAGGUCGAGAUACAAAAUUUACAUAAAGCAAAAAAAAUGAGUUUUCUUCAUAGAAACAGCAGAAAAGUUUGAACAAGAUCUUGAGCGAUCAGUAACGAAAAGAAAGGAAAAAAGAAAUGGCAAUAGGUGUAUUAUUUACUGUGAAGCGAGUGUUCUGUGAUUAUUUAAACUUGUUUGGUUGAUAGAACUAAACUUUCGUUAAACUGUACUAAUAUUUUUAUACUGUGCUUGAAAAUGACAGCUCACGAUCAGAUGCGGCGGAUGUUAGAUGAAUUGAUGGGUUCUUCACGAAAUGGAGAGGACUCUCGAAAAAAGACACUUCACUUUUCCAAUCAUCGUGUCUGCAAAAGUUUUUUAUUAAAUUGUUGUCCUCAUGAAAUAUUGGCUGCAACGAGACAUGAUUUAGGAGUAUGUCCGAAAAUUCAUGAUGUUGCCUUGAGAGCUGAUUUUGAAAAUUCUGCAAGGAAAGAACAGUAUACUUUUCAUUUAGAGGCAUUAAAACAGCUCAGAAAUUUUGUAGCAGAUAGUGAAAGACGUACUCAAAGUGCUAAAAUAAGGUUAGCAGAAACUCAAGAGAUGUUGAAUGCUCAAGAAGCUGCCAGACUUGAAAAAAUUCGUCAAAUAGAUGAAGAAAUUCAUGAAACACUCCUUAAAGCUGAAAAACUGGGGGCUGAAGGUGAUGUAGAAAAUUCCUUGAAAACAAUGGAAGCUGUAGAAGCUCUCAAACAGAAAAAAGCAGCUGCUGAAGAAGAACACUGGAAUGUCACACCAGCAUCAAUUACUCAGCAGCAAAAGCUUAGAGUUUGUGAAGUAUGUUCAUCUUAUUUAGGUGUGCAUGAUAACGAUAAAAGAUUAGCAGAUCAUUUUAAUGGAAAAUUGCAUUUAGGCUUUAUUACCAUCCGAGAAAAGCUUCAAGAGUUGGAGGCUCUGGUUGGAGAAAAGCCUAUUACGAAAUCUACUGAAAAUGAAUUUGAAAAUGUGCAAGAUAGUAAUCGUAGUCGAAAAAGAAGAAGCAGCAGUCACAGUCCAAGAAGAAGACAUAAGCACAACAAACGUCACAGAUCUCGUUCAAGGGAGCGUAGGGAUGAAUCUCGCCACCAUUCAAAAGGUAGAGAAAAGGAAUCUUAUUCUCACCAUAGCAAAGACAGGCAUAGAUCCAGCAACAGAGACAGUAAAAGGUGACUGCAUAGCCAGUGUAUGCAGAUUUGUAACGCUCAGAAUUUGAACACUCAUUGUGUAAAUGAGGAUUGUAAUAAUUUUGUAUACAUUGGGGGAAAAAAAAUUAGUUUGUAAAUAAAUCUUGUACUAAAUCUAUUUUUAAA
Molecule: messenger RNA, 1372 nt
Organism: Stegodyphus dumicola
Lineage: Eukaryota; Metazoa; Arthropoda; Arachnida; Araneae; Eresidae
Product: putative RNA-binding protein Luc7-like 2
Biological process (GO): mRNA splice site recognition
Cellular component (GO): U1 snRNP
Molecular function (GO): mRNA binding
Source: RefSeq, a predicted model, not a curated record